Messenger RNA from Salarias fasciatus (jewelled blenny), 4440 nucleotides. It is a transcript of the gene mdga2a, whose product is annotated as MAM domain containing glycosylphosphatidylinositol anchor 2a. The record is from RefSeq and is a predicted model, not a curated record. Gene Ontology annotation, molecular function: axon guidance receptor activity; protein binding. Gene Ontology annotation, cellular component: plasma membrane; axon; neuronal cell body. Gene Ontology annotation, biological process: homophilic cell-cell adhesion; synapse organization. The transcript is spliced from 17 exons. NCBI's taxonomy places the organism in Eukaryota, Metazoa, Chordata, Actinopteri, Blenniiformes, Blenniidae. The coding region runs from base 103 to 2985 and encodes 960 amino acids.
CGGCCGGAGGAGCGGAGGAGGCGGGGGAAGGGGGACGCGGAGUGACCACCUCCUCCUCCCCGGGGGAGCGACGCAGCGCGGCGGCCACAGGGCGAUGUGAAGAUGGGUUCAGUGUUCGGGCUCCUGUGGCUGGUCACCGGCUUCCUGCAGGGAGCGCGCGGCCAGGGCGUGUACGCGGCUCCGACAGUCCGGAUCGUUCACUCGGGGCAGACCUGUAAUGUGGAGGAGGAGCGCUACAGUGAAAGAGUUUACACCAUCAGAGAAGGAGAGACGCUGGAGCUGCAGUGUCUGGUGACUGGACACCCCCGACCUCAGGUUCGAUGGACCAAGACGGCGGGCGGAGCGUCGGACCGGCCGGGCGACUCCUCGCUGCACAACGAGACGUUGAAGAUCGAGAAGAUCACCCGCCACCAGGGGGGGCGCUACUACUGCAAGGCAGAGAACGGGCUGGGGUCGCCUGCCAUCCGCUCCAUCCGAGUGGACGUUUACUACCUGGAUGACCCAGUGAUCACAGUGCAUCAGAGUGUAGGGGAGUCCAAGGAGCACUUUUAUUUUGAGAGGACGGUCUUCCUGCGCUGCGUGGCGAGCUCCAACCCUCCGGUGCUCUACACGUGGAGGAGGGGCCGCGAGGCGCUGUCUCAGGGGUCCGACUCCGGCGUGGAGAUCUACGAGCCGUUCUUCACACAGGGAGAAACAAAGAUCCUGAAGCUGAAGAAUCUCCGACCGCAGGACUACGCAGACUACACCUGCAGCGCCUCCGUCAGGAGCGUUUGUGGAAUCCCAGACAAGAACGCACACUUCAGUCUGAGCAACAGGACAGCUCCUCCUUCUAUCAAGCUGCAGGUGGACGAACCCCUGGUGGUGAACCCCGGGGAGACCGUCACUCUUGUGUGCGUGGCGUCGGGCGGAGACCCUCCCCCGACGCUGACGUGGCUCAGGCCGGGAGGGGAGGAGCUCCCCAAGAGGAGCGUCCUCAAGGGCGGCACGCUGACGAUUCCCGCCGUGACCGUGGAGGAUGGCGGCGCCUACAGCUGCAUGGCGGCCAACAACGUGGGAAACCCCGCCAAGAAAUCCGCCACCGUCCUGGUCAGAGGCCUCCGUAAAGGUCGCUUCUGGAUCACACCUGACCCGUACCACAACGACGACCACAUCCAGAUCGGCCGCGAGGUGAAGAUCAGCUGCCAGGUGGAGGCCACGCCCCCCGAGGAGCUGCAGUUCGACUGGCUGAAGAACGGGCGGCCGCUGCGCAGCUCGGAGCGAAUGGUGAUCACGCACGGAGACGGCGAGGCGGCGCCGGGGACCACCCACCUCGACAUCAUCGACCUCAAGUUCACCGACUUCGGCACCUACACCUGCGCCUCCUCGCUGCGGAGCGGAGGCAGCCCCGAGAUCAGCAUCGACGUCAACAUCUCCUCCACCACAGUUCCUCCGGAGCUCACCGUCCCCAGAGGCCGCUCUCAUCUCAUCGUCCAGGAGGGGGACACGGUGGACCUGCAGUGUCUGGUGUCGGGGAAACCCAAGCCCAUCAUCCUGUGGUCGCGGGUGGAGGAGAGCGGGUCGGCGGCGGCCGCGCCGCUGCUGAUGCCGGACGGCUCGCUGCAGACGGAGAGCUACGACGGCGUCCUGAGGAUCCACAACGUGAGCCGAGACAUGAGCGGAACGUACCGCUGUCAGACCAGCCAGUACAACGGAUUCAACGUGAAGCCACGGGAGGCCCUCAUCCAGCUGGUGGUGCAGUUCCCACCCGUGGUGGAGCCGGUGUACACGGAGGUCCGUCAGGCGCUCGGUCGCGCUUUCAGCCUGACCUGCCGACUCCUGCGAGCCCACCCGGCCCGCCUGCUGCGCUACGAGUGGAAGCUGGGCUCCCGCCUGCUGACGGUCGGUCAGUUCAGCGAUCAGAAAGACGACACAAACUACCAGGUCCGAGCUCUGAACCGGGAGGGCUACGGCGAGUACACCUGUGACAUUACCAACGAGGCCGGCGCCGGGCGCUGCACGUUCCUGGUUACAGGUAAGGCGUACCCUCCGGAGUUUUACUACGACACCUACAGCGCGCUGUGGCAGAACCGACCCAGAGUUUAUGGCUUCAAGCUGCAGUGGACUCAGAUGGAGCCCAACGCUGUGGACCGGAUCCUGGCCUACAGGCUGGGCCUCAGACAGAUGGGUCAGACCCGUUGGUGGGAGCAGGAGAUUCCCAUGGAGGGAAACAUCCAGAAGGGGGAGCUGUUGACCCACAACCUGACCGAGCUGGUCAAGCCCGAGUCCUACCUGGUCCGCCUUACCCCCAUCACCCGCUACGGCGAGGGAGACGCCACGGAGCGCGUCAUCACGUACAGCGCUCCUGUAAACCCACAUCUCAGGGAGUUCCAGUGUGGUUUCGAAGACGAAGCGGUGUGUUUGUUCUCUCAAGACAAAACGGACGAGUUUGACUGGACGCGUCACAGCGCCGCCACGCGAGACACCAAAUACACACCGAACACUGGACCCAGUACUGACCGCACCGGCUCCAAGCAAGGGUUCUACAUGUACAUCGAGACAUCGAGGCCUCGGCAGGACGGGGACAAAGCCCGCCUGCUGUCUCCCACCUUCAACAUGAAUUCAAAGGGCGGGAACAGCCCCGCCUACUGCUUCGCCUUCUUUUACCACAUGUACGGCAAACACAUCGGAGCUCUGAACGUCUACCUGAGGCAGAAAGGCCAGACCGUGACAGACGAGUCCGUUUGGAGUCUGACCGGUAACCAAGGAGACCGCUGGAGGCAGGCCAAGGUCAACAUCCACCCCACCACCGCCUUCCAGAUGGUGAUGGAGGGAGUCCGUGGCGCUGGAAUCGAGGGAGAUAUCGCCAUUGACGACGUCACCAUCGAGGAGGGUGAAUGUAAAGACCCGCCUCCCAACAAUCUGAGGUCGAUCGCCCCGCCACCCUCGCCCCAUAUAUGGCAGCUCUGCGUCACUCUGAGUCUGGCCUUGAUUUGCCGGCAAAGGUGACCCCACCCCCCCGUGGGACGCCUCCACCUUUGACCCCACCCUCACCACCCCACAUAUCAGCCUCAUGAUUUAUUCCUGCCCCCUGCAACUGAAGGUCCAGUGAGAGCUGCAGAGUGACUUCCUGCUCAGAACUUCACUCAGUAACACCACCAGGCGACGUUGAAAGGGCCACGGUCAUUUUAGUGUCAGCGUUGCCAUUAGCAGAGUUAGCACACUACACAUGACAGUGAAACCAAACAUGCUUGGUUUCAAAGAGUAAUGUAACUUUUUUUUUUUCUUUUCCACUAAUGGCGGUGACACAACACAACGCCGAGACCCACAGCUGAACAGCAGAUGGCAGCACUGCACUCAGUACUGCAGCAGUGAAGGCUAGCAACUUUACUGCUAGCAAAAUAAACUUGAGCGUGCAAGAAAGUUGAAAUGAGUUUGUGAAAACAUAGUGAAGACUGCAGAAGUAUUGUAACCACUUCACAUCAGUUAGGACAGAAACACUGUGCAGGAACAAGAUUUAAGAUUGCACUGAUUUUCUCAGAUGAAGCUUCAUAGUGAUUUUAGUAAAAAAAAGAAAAAGAAGAACAAAAUACUCAAUGUGAAGAUUGACAGAAUGCACUCAUACUUCUUUGCACUACAGCUCAGCCAAGAUGAGCUGUUUUUAUACUUUCAUGCUCUUCUUUUGCUGCUCGGUGGAGGUCACACUGAGCAGCAUGAAGUAAAAUUAGUUCGACUCUCUGAUUCUAACCCUCAGUCUAACAUUUAAAUACAGAUCUGUCAAAUGUUCCUGCACUGCAAAAGUAAAAAUGACAAUUUCUUCAGAUACGUUCUGCCAUAAAAGCCAACCUCAUCUUCAUAGGAUGAAACUUUGCCAGUUGAAAUUGAGCUGAAUGACUAAAUUGUGUAGAAGAGUAUAGAAGAGUAUAGAGGACCUAGUAUGGAGCCCUGAGGGACUCCUCUCUGUAAUGAACUGAAUGAAUGGAGCUUUCAGUGCAGCAGUGUCUGAAAAGAAGAGUACCCGAUUGAAUGUUCUUUGUCAUCCCUUCAACCAACCCAACCCCCCCCCCCAUAAUAUCACUUGUCACCCCCUAACUACCACGACAUGUCCCACCCCCCUCAAUCAGCAGUACUGUACCACCACAGGAUCGGCGCACUGCGGCUCCUCGUGUUUUUUUUUACAGCGAGAGAGCAGCUUUUUACCGGCGGUGUGUCGCUCUGUGAGAGUUCAGCCGCCACCACAUCAAGUGCCUUCAGACUCACAGAGGAGAGACAAAACCAGAGAGAGAGAGCGCCGGGCCGAGGGCCGCCAUCAUGGCCGCCACCAUCGACGCGGACGCACACAGUGAAAUCUCUCUGACCGACCAGAGAACAGAAAACCAUCGUCUGGUUUCCUUAUGCAGAGAAACACUUCCUUUAUUUUUCAUUUAUCAAGAUGAAACCGUUGGAUCGUGAGUAAAAAUAAAU